UCCUAUGAAAAUUGCCCUGACAAUCUUGUUAUUGUCGGAUACCCUAACAGUAGCACGCCCCAGCAGUGACAUUUCUACCGAUACGUUUUCUUGAAAAACUAUUAUCGGGACUUGACGGACCAGAUCCAGCACUUUCUGUAUAAGGAAAAAUGUCCUUGUCUGGCUGGGUGUGUGUAGUAACAGGUGCCUCCAGAGGCAUUGGCAGGGGCAUAGCUCUCCAGCUGUCUGAGGCAGGAGCCACUGUCUACAUCACAGGGCGCCAGGAGAAGACUCUGAAACAAACUGCUGCACAGGUUAAGGAGAGGGGUGGCAACUGUGUACCAGUUGUCUGUGAUUCUACAAAAGACAAAGACAUUGAAGACCUUUUUGAACAGCUCAAACGUGAACAGAAUGGCAGGCUGGAUAUCCUCGUUAACAAUGCCUAUGCUGGAGUACAGGAUAUCUUCGAAAAUAUGGAGAAGAAGUUCUGGGAAACUGAUCCGUCCAUUUGGGAUUCCAUCAACAAUGCAGGCCUCAGGGGCCACUAUUUCUUCUCAGUUUAUGCAUCCCGGAUGAUGGUGGCUCAAGGUCGGGGUUUGAUAGUCACCAUUUCAUCUUUGGGGGGGCUGAAGUACAUCCUCAGUGUACCAUAUGGUGUUGGUAAAGCUGCAUGUGACAGGCUGGCAGCAGACAUGGCUGUUGAGCUGAAAAGUAGGGGAGUGGUUUCUGUCAGUCUGUGGCCAGGAGCAGUGCGAACAGAGUUGGUGUCUCAGUUCGUUUUUGAGAAAGAAACACCACUGGGUGCAGAUUCCAAGUUUAUAAGAGAUAUGUUUGCCAAUGCAGAAUCUGCAGAAGUGAGUGGGAUGUGCAUUGUCAACCUGGCAACAGAUAAAAAUCAGAUGUCUCUGACUGGGAAAGUACUCCUGACUUGUGACCUGGCAAGGCGCUAUGGGAUACAAGAUGUUGAUGGACGGAGCGUAGCUGAUUACACUUCCAUAAAAUUCCUCCUGACUCAGGUCCCAUACCUCUCCUGGUUGUCGGCUUUUGUCCCUUCGUUCUUACGUGUGCCACGCUUUGUGCUCACCCUGGCUAAUAGCCGCUUCUAAACAUUUCCCUUUAUCAGUACUGAAGAGACAGUAUGUUGGCAGUAAAGUAACAUAUACAUAUACAUUACAUAUACACAUCCAUGUGAAACACAACAUAUGAUUAAGUGUAUUCUGUUACAGUUUAAAUUGGUGGUAUUCUGAAUACAGUUACUGUCUUCAAAAAUAGAUUAUUUGAAGGGAUUAUUUUAUUUGUUUUUGUUUUACUUGCUCCAACACCGCUGAGUGAAUGCGACGCAGGCAAGCAUCAGUUUGAUUGCAUUGUUUUUUAGAAGAUAAUUCUAACUGGCCAAGAGUGACGCAGCGGUGCUGUUUUGAGUUGUACUUUGUCGAACAAUCCGUAGCUAUUUAUUCCUGUCACUUGCUUUUGAAGCUCCGCAAUGAAUUAGAAACAACUGGUUUGUGAAGUUAAAAAUGAGGAAUUAUCUACACAUCACAUCUUCAUUUCACUAUAAAUACACUAAAAAAUAAGGUGGCAGCUGGCUGGAGGGAUAUUGUCAGGCAGCUGAAAGUUUCUUGUAAAUGACCAUCUCUAAUAACAGGUUACUUGCAUGUUGCGUAUUUUCUGUUUUAAAGUGUAUAAAUAUAGAAAGAUAGCAAGUCCCUUGCCAUCUGUAAGUGGUUACCUUUCCAGUCAAGCACACAGCUGAUAGAUUUGUGGAUUGUUGACAAGACAUAACAAAAGUGCAUAUUUAACAGAUUGAUUGUGGACAGAGAGCACCAAUUGCUUGCUGUUAGGACAUGGUGUAAAAUUCAUAUGAGAUACAGAUUUGGCAUAAAGAUUAAAUAAAGUGUGUGCAAUGCACCUGCCACAUGUCUGGCAGAAGAGAUGCACAGCCAGGGCACUGUCAGGAAUGUGUUUUUUGUCAUAGAAAUAUAAGACCCAGACAAAUGAGCUGAGCAAAAUGAUUUUGAAUUAUUCCAAAAGUAAUCAAAAGUAUUCAGAAUAGGCUAUUUAGUCUCAGUAAUGUAAUGUAAUACAUUACAGAUUACAUUUCAGGGCAAGUAUUUAGUGAUCUGUUGUGGAAUACACUAAAAAGUAACCACACACCCCUUUAUGCAGUAGCAGAAGUGCUGUUGCAUGUAUAUUUACACACACACACACACACACACACAUAUAUAUAUAUAUAUAUAUACAGU
This is a messenger RNA of Epinephelus lanceolatus (giant grouper), 2222 nucleotides long. RefSeq names its product dehydrogenase/reductase SDR family member 1-like. The record is from RefSeq and is a predicted model, not a curated record. NCBI's taxonomy places the organism in Eukaryota, Metazoa, Chordata, Actinopteri, Perciformes, Serranidae.